Molecule: messenger RNA, 735 nt
Organism: Contarinia nasturtii (swede midge)
Lineage: Eukaryota; Metazoa; Arthropoda; Insecta; Diptera; Cecidomyiidae
Product: aly/REF export factor 2-like
Exons: 1
Coding region: 30-725 (231 amino acids)
Biological process (GO): mRNA export from nucleus
Cellular component (GO): nucleus
Molecular function (GO): mRNA binding
Source: RefSeq, a predicted model, not a curated record
AACAACAUUCAAAAAGAAACGAAGUAAAAAUGGCUAAUAAAAUUGAAAUGAGUUUGGACGACAUCAUUAAAACUGAAAAAAUCGGAUUUCGCCGCGGUGGUGCCAAAAAACAAGUGAACGGUGCUGGUGGAUAUCGCCGCAAAGUCGAUUAUAAGCCGAAAUUUCAUGGAACUGCCAAUCGUCAAAUUGGCAAAGUCAAAAAUGGUCCAAACGGUGCAUGGAAGCAGGGCAUGUUCAAAGGCGGCAAACAAACCUUAACACGUGGCGCAGGGGAUGGUUUUAUCAAUAGUGGUCCGGCCAAGUUAUUGGUUUCGAAUUUGGACUUCAAUGUCACCGAAUCGGAACUUCACGAAUUGUUUGUCGACUUCGGACCGUUGAUAAGCGCAUCAGUUCAAUAUGAUCGUCAUGGUAGUUCUCUAGGAACGGCUGACAUUUUAUUCGAACGACGAACUGAUGCCAUUAAGGCUUUGAAGCAAUACAACGGCGUCCCACUUGAUGGCCAACCGAUGCAUAUUCGGCUAGCAACAUCGGAGGCACCGCAAGUUGUUAUGCGUAAUCAACGACCGGCAUUCGUUCCCAAAAGAAUUCACCAAGGUCGCCAUCAACAUAAACCAGAAGCUCGAAAAGGCGGUAAAGUUGGUGGAAAUCGUGCCAAACCAAAACCAGUCUCAGCCGAAGACCUAGAUGCCGAACUAGAUGCUUAUAUCAGCGAGAUGAAGCAGUAAAACAUCAAUG